Molecule: messenger RNA, 1271 nt
Organism: Nothoprocta perdicaria
Lineage: Eukaryota; Metazoa; Chordata; Aves; Tinamiformes; Tinamidae
Product: putative P2Y purinoceptor 10
Exons: 1
Coding region: 27-1049 (340 amino acids)
Biological process (GO): positive regulation of Rho protein signal transduction; phospholipase C-activating G protein-coupled receptor signaling pathway
Cellular component (GO): membrane
Molecular function (GO): G protein-coupled receptor activity
Source: RefSeq, a predicted model, not a curated record
AAUCUUUGGUUUUAUUCCUUGCAGAAAUGAGUCAUCCACUCUAUCCCRCGCUGAACGUGUCCAACGGUCCCGUCGUGAUGCAGAGCAACCGGACCUGCCCUGAUCCCGUGAUAACAUUUAAAUACAGCCUGUACGCCACCACRUACACCAUCAUCUUCAUCCCCGGGCUGCUGGCCAACAGCGCUGCCCUCUGGGUUCUGUGCCGCUUCAUCAGCAAGAAGAGCAAGGCCGUCAUCUUCAUGAUCAACCUGGCCAUGGCYGACCUGGCCCACGUGCUCUCCCUGCCGCUGCGGAUAUACUAUUACAUCAACCACACGUGGCCUUUCGGGAGGUUCCUCUGCCUGCUGUGCUUCUACCUGAAGUACCUCAACAUGUACGCCAGCAUCUGCUUCCUCACGUGCAUCAGCAUCCAGCGGUUCCUCUUCCUGUACCACCCGUUCAGGGCCAAGGGCUGGAAGCGCCGCUACGACGCGGCCAUCAGCGCGGCCGUUUGGCUCCUGGUGGGCGCCGCCUGCUCCCCCUUCCCCAUCAUGCGCAGCUACGGCCUGGCCAACAGCACCAGCACCUGCUUUGCCGACCUGGAAGUCCGGCAGAUCGACAGCAAGGUGGCCACRGUGCUGAUGACGGCGACGGCGGAGCUCUUCGGCUUCGUGGGCCCUCUUGUCAUCAUCUUGUUCUGCACUUGGAAGACAAAAAUCUCCCUUCGCGACUUCCAGAUCCCGUCCCAAAACAGCGUCGAGAGGCAGAAAGCCCUACGGAUGGUUUCCAUGUGUGCCGUUGUGUUCUUCGUGUGCUUUGCACCGUACCACAUCAACUUCUUUUUCUACAUGAUGGUGAAAGAAAAUGUUAUUACGGACUGUUUCUUACGUAGCAUCACUCUCUAUACCCAGCCCUUCUGCUUGUGUCUCGCAAGCCUGGACUGCUGUCUGGAUCCGAUCCUGUAUUUCUUUAUGAAUUCGGAGUUUCAGGAUCAGAUAUCCAGACACAGCAGCCUGGUCAUCAGGAGCCGGCUCAUGAGCAAAGAAAGCGCCUCCUCGAUUAAGGAAUGAAAAGAAGGCCUAAAAGAGUAGCCAAACAUCUCACCUGCCACCCAAAACUGUCUGCGAUGUUGUGCAUCUACCGACCUCUACAGAAGAUCCUGCAGGUUUGUUUUAUCAGGGGAUUUCGGGGCAGUGGAAAUCCUUUGAUUUGCACAAAAUGAGAAUGCAUUUAGGAGCAGUGUGUGUUUGUGGCUGAUGUGGGACCUGAGGUGGGACGUGGCYGGUGCCCAC